Messenger RNA from Echinostoma caproni, 2811 nucleotides. NCBI's taxonomy places the organism in Eukaryota, Metazoa, Platyhelminthes, Trematoda, Plagiorchiida, Echinostomatidae. The record is from the annotation of a GenBank genome assembly.
AUGAUGAUGAUGAUGAUUCGGGUGAUGAUGUUGGAUAAAGAUGAUGAUGAUUCGAAUGAUGAUGCUGAUUCGGAUGAUGAUGAUGAUGAAUCGGAUGAUGAAGAAGAUGCUUCGGAUAAUGAAGAUCAUGAACCUGAUAUUGAUGAUGAUGACUCGAAUGAUGAUGAUGAUGAUUCGGAGAAGGAUGAUGAUGAUGAUGAUUCGGAUAAUGAUGAUGAUGAAUCGGAUGAUGACGAUGAUCAUUCGGAUCAUGACGUUUCGGAUGAUGAUGAUGACCAUUCGCAUGAUGAAGAUGCUGAUACGGUUGAUGAUUCGGAUGAUGAGGAUGAUGAUUCGGAUGAUGAUGAUUCGGUGGAUGAUGAUGAUCAUUCGCAUGAUGAAGAUGCUGAUUCCCAUGAUGAUUCGAAAGAUGAUGAUCAUGAUUCGAAUGAUGAAGAUGAUGAUUCGGACGAGUAUUCGGAUAAUGAUGAUGAUGAUUCGGAUGAUGAUGACGAUAAUGAUUCGUGUGAUGAUGAUCAUGAUUCAGAUGUUGAGAAUGAUGAUUCGGAUGAUGAUGAUCUCGUUGAUGAGGAUGAUGCUUCUGAUAAUGAUGAUUCGGAUGAUGACCAUGAUUCCGAUGAUGGUGAUGAUUUGGAUGAUGGUGAUGCUGAUUCGGAUGAUGCUCCGGAUAAUGAUGAUGAUUAUUCGGAAGAUGAUGAUGACUCGGAUGAUGACGAUGAUGAUUCGGAUGAUGAUGAUUCGGUUGAUGAUGAUGAUCCUUCGCUUGAUGAACAUGCUGAUUCGGAUGAUGAUUCGAAUUAUGAUGAUGAUGAUUCGAAUGAUGACGAUGAUGAUUCGGAUGAUGAUGAUGAUAAUGAUUCGCGUGAUGAUGAUGAUUCGGAGGAUGACUCGGAUAUUCGUGAUGUUGAAUCAGACGGUCAUUCGGAUGAUGAUACUGAUGAUUCGGAUGAUGAUACGGAUAAUGAUGAUGAUGAAUCGGACGUUGAUGGACAUGUUUCGGAAGAAGAUGAUUAUGACCCGGAUGAUGACGAUGAUUAUUCGGAUGAUCAUCACGUUAAUGAUUCGUGUGAUGAUGAUGAUGAUUCCGAUGAUGAUGAUGUGGAUCAGGAUUAUGAUUCGGAUGACGAUGAUGAUGCUUCGGAUGAUGAUGUUGGAGAUUCGGAUGAUGAUGAUGAUGAUUCCGACGAUGAUGAUGCAGAUUCGGAUAAUGACUCGGAUAAUAAUGAUGAUGAUUUGCAUGAUUCGAAUGAUGAUGAUGAUGUUCCGGAUAACGGUGAUGAUGAUUCGGAUGAUGAUGAUGAUGAUGAUGAUGAUUCGGCUGAUGAUGAUUGGGAUGAUGAUGCUGAUGAUGACUCCGACGACGUAGAUCAUAUUUCCCAUGAUGACGAUGCCGAUUCCGAUGAUGACUCGGAUAAUGAUGAUGAUGAUUCGGAUGUGGAUGUUUCCGAUGAUCAUGAUGAUGAUCAGUAUUAUGAUUCGGAUGGUGAGGACGAUGAUUCGGAUAACGAUGGUGAAGAUUUCGAUUAUUACGAUUCAGAUAAAGAUAGCUAUGAUUCGGAUAAUGAUGACGAAGAUUUCGAUGUUGAUGAUGAUGUUACGGAUAUUGAUGAUGUUGAUCCGGAUGAUGAUGAUGAUGAUCCUUCGGAUUAUGUUUCGGAUAAUGAUGAUGAUGAUUGGGAUGAUGAUGGUGCUAAUAAGGAUGAUGAUUCGGAUGGUGAUGAUGAUGAUAAGGAUGAUGACCAGGAUGAUGAUGAUGAUGAUUCGGAUGAUGAUGAUGCUGAUCUGGAUUAUGAUUCGGAUGGUGUCGAUGAUGAUUCGGAUGAUGAUGAUGAUGAUGAUGAUGAUGAUGAUGAUGAUGAAAAGGAUGAUGAUGAAGCUGGUCAGGAUUGUGAUUCGGAUGGUGAUGAUGAGUAUGAUGACUAUGUCGAUGAUAAGGAUGAUUACUCGGAUGACAAUGAUGCUGAUUGGGAUGAUGAUUCGGAUAAUGCUGAUGAUGAUUCGGAUGAUGAUGAUGAUGAUGAAUCGGGUGAUGAUGAUGAUGAUGAUUCGGAUGAUUCGGAUGAUGAUUCGAAUGUUGAUGAUGAUGAAUCGGAUGAUGAUGAUGAUGGUGAUUCGAAUGAUGAUAAUCCUGAUUGGGAUGCUGAUUCGGAUGAUGAUGAUGAUGAUUCGGAUAAUGAUGAUGUUGAUUCGCAUGUUGAUGAUGAUGAAUCGGAUGAUGAUCAUGCUGAUUAUGAUGAUGAUUCGGAUAAUGAUGAUGGUGAUUGGGAUGAUAAUUCGGAUGACGAUGCUGAUGAUUCGGAUGAUGAUGAUUCCAAUGAUGCCGAUGAUGAUUCGCUUGUUGAUGAAGAUGAUUCGGAUGAUGAUGAUGAUGAAUCGGAUGUUGAAGAUGAUGAUGAUUCGGAAGAUGAUGAUGCUGAUCAGGAUUACGAUUCGGAUGGUGUAGAUGAUGAAUCGGAUGAUGAUGAUGAUGAUUACGAUGAUGAUCAUGCUGAUGAGGACGAUGAUUCGCAUGAUGAUGAUGAUGAUUCGGAUAUUGAUGAUGAUGCUAAUUAUAACGAUGUUUCGGAUGAUGAAGUUGAUGAUUCGGAUAAUGAUGACGAUGAUACAGAUAAUGACGAUGAUGAAUCGGAUGAUGAUGAUGAUGAUUUGAAUGAUGAUGACGUCGAUUCGGCUGAUGAUUCGGAUAAUGAUGAUAAUGAUUCGGAUAUGGAUGAUGAUGACUCGGAUGAUGAACUUGAUGACUCGGAGGAUGCUGCUGAUGAUUCGGAUGAUGAUGAUGAUGAUGAUUCGGAUGAUGAUGAUGCUAAUUAG